Molecule: messenger RNA, 4012 nt
Organism: Lotus japonicus
Lineage: Eukaryota; Viridiplantae; Streptophyta; Magnoliopsida; Fabales; Fabaceae
Exons: 2
Coding region: 843-1403 (186 amino acids)
Source: RefSeq, a predicted model, not a curated record
UUAAGCACGUGUUAUGUGUUAUUUAGAUUCAGUUAGAGGUAGUUAGUGUUUAGUUACAAUUAGUUACAGAGUUUGUUAGUGGUUUAGAGAGUUUGUUAGAGUUUUCUUUUGCUCUCAGCUUCUGUAUAUAAAGAACUUUGAUCAAUGAAUAGAAUCACCGUUUCAGAAAUUAACAAAUCACUUUCUAUAUGGUAUCAGAUUAAGCUACACGCUUUCUUCCGCACUCUCUUCCUCGUUUCCACAUCGAUCUUGUGAUCGAUUGGAAUCGAUUUUGCCUCUUUUCUCUCUGAUUUAGUCUCUGCAUCUUCUCUUCGAUGCCUUCAUCCAUGGAUGAUUUCUCAGAUCCAUACUUUCUGCAUCAUUCUGAUGGCCCAGGCUUGGUUCUGGUUUCACAACCAUUGACCGGUUCAAACUACAACACCUGGAGUCGAUCUAUGCUUGUUGCUCUCUCGGUGAAGAACAAGGUUUCCUUCAUCAAUGGAUCGUUGCCCUGUCCUGCUGCUUCCGAUCCUAACUACCGUGCUUGGAAUCGCGGUAACAAUGUUGUGAUUUCUUGGAUCUUCAAUUCUGUUUCCAAAGAAAUCGCUGCCAGUAUCAUGUACUCUGGUACAGCACUGGAGAUUUGGCAGGAUUUGCGCGAGCGUUUUGCACAGAAAAAUGGCCCGCGUGUGUUUCAGCUUCGCCGAGAAUUGAUGAGUCUUCAUCAAGGAUCUGAUUCGGUGAGCGUUUACUACACGAAAUUGAAGACGAUUUAGGAUGAAUUGCUCAUAUACAAGCCAGUCGUGAAUUGCAUUUGUGGAGCGAUUCAACCGUUGCUGGUUCAUUCUGAAACCAAGCAUGUCAUGAAUUUCUUGAUGGGAUUGAACGAUUCCUUCUCCCAGGUUCGUGGAAGUCUGCUGCUUAUGGAUCCUAUUCCACCGAUCAACAAGGUUUUCUCCCUUGUUAUCCAGGAGGAGAAACAGCGAGAGGUCGGUGCUGGCAAUGGCGUCUCUGAACAUUCUUCCCAGGCUUUUGCUGCAGCUAGCUCACAGGGAGGCUCUCGUUCUUCCGAUUCCGCCGAUAAAGCCAAGAACUCCAAGAAGGAUCGUCCAAUAUGUUCUCACUGUGGAAUUCCUGGCCACACAGCUGCAAAGUGCUUCAAAUUACAUGGUUAUCCACCAGGAAUGAAGCCAAAAUCCAGCAAGUCUCAAACUACUGCAGUUGCUGGCCAAGCUUCUGGAAAUUUCCAGCAAUCAUCUGAAGGCCAGAAUGUUGUCACAACCUUAUCUCCUUAUCAGUGUACUCAAUUGAUUCAGUUGCUUACACAUCAACUUACCACAACUUCUCAGCCCUCAAAAGAUGUUCCUGAAUCCUCAUGCACCAAAUCAGGGCAACCUCACUUUGAGGAUGAUUGGGAAUGCUAAUUCUCAAAAUGGCUUGUAUUACUUAGAUACUAGGACUUUGGAUAAGAUGUCACACUUGAAUUCUGUUUUCCCUUUUACUUCUGUUGUAACUAGUAUAGAUACUAGUUCUGUUUUCCCUUCAUGUACAAAGGUAGCCAAAUGUCUAUGGCACUAUAGACUAGGCCAUUUAUCUUUUCAGUAUCAUGAUAUGUUGCCUACAACUUGUAAGAUACCUGUUUCUCUUUCACAUGAAAUAAAAUCUUGUCCUAUUUGUCCAUUGGCAAAGCAACAUAGGUUAGCUUUUCCAUCUAGUCAACAUAUUUCAAAGAGCAUUUUUGAUCUUUUGCAUAUUGAUGUGUGGGGCCCUUAUAAGACUGUUACACAUACUGGACACAAAUAUUUCUUAACUUUAGUUGAUGAUCAUAGUCGAUAUACUUGGGUUGUUCUCAUGAAGAACAAAUCAGAGGCACCACAAAUCAUUAAGCAUUUUUUUCAGUUUGUUAAAACACAAUUUAACAUAACUGUUAAGGCAAUUCGUACUGACAAUGCCAAAGAGCUUCCCUUGUCUUCUUUCCUAAGUGAAAUGGGGGCACAACAUCAAUUCUCUUGUGUAGAAACACCACAACAAAAUUCUGUUGUGGAACGGAAGCAUCAGCACUUGCUUAAUGUCACUAGAAGUCUUCUCUUCCAGUCACGGGUUCCUAUCCGGUUCUGAGGUGAAUGCUUGCAAACUGCAUGUUUUCUCAUCAAUAGAAUUCCUACUGCUAUCUUGCAAAAGGAGACACCAUAUUACAGGAUGUAUCACAACCAUCCUUUUUAUGAAUCCUUGAGGGUAUUUGGUUGUUUGUGCUACGUUUCUACAUUACCCUCCACCCGGGACAAGCUCACUCCUCGUGCAAAGGCAGCAGUGUUCAUGGGAUAUCCACAAGGUUAUAAAGGGUACAAGGUGUAUGAUCUUGAGUCCAGAACCAUGGUGAUAUCCAUUGUUCCAUUGCCUCCUCACAAGCAUUCGAUUGGGUAUAAGUGGGUGUAUAGAAUCAAGUAUAAAUCUGAUGGCACCAUAGAGAGAUACAAAGCUCGUUUGGUGGCAAAGGGUUUUACACAACAGGCUGGUCUUGAUUAUAUUGAAACAUCUCACCAGUAGCAAAGCUAACAACAGUGAGAUUGUUACUCAGCUUGGCAGCAAUUCGAGGCUGGACUCUUGCUCAGUUAGAUAUUAACAAUGCUUUUUGGCACUUUACUAGAGGAAAUCUAUAUGGAUUUGCCCCUUGGUUAUCAUAUUCAGAGGUCCACAAUUAAGGGGGAGCAGGCAGCAUCCAAGACAAAGCUAGUUUGUAAACUUCACAAGUCCAUUUAUGGCUUGAAACAAGCUUCUAGGCAAUGGUUUACAACAUUUGCAAAUGUCUUACUUCAAAUUGGUUUCUCUCAAUCUAAGUCUGAUUAUUCUCUUUUCACCAAAGGCACUGGAUCCUCUUUUAUUGCCCUCUUAGUGUAUGUUGAUAAUAUCAUCAUUGCUAGUGCAAACACUUCUCUGAUCUCAUCACUAAAGAAGGCUCUUCAAGACAGUUUCAAGCUUAAGGAUCUGGGCACUCUUCACUAUUUUCUUGGCUUGGAAAUCACAAGAUCCAAAAAGGGCAUUUUUCUGAAUCAAAGGAAAUACACUCUGUCUUUACUAGAAGACACUGGUUUUCUGGGAUCCCAACCUACGACACUUCCAAUGCAACCUCACCUCAAGUUGAAUUCCACAGAUGGAGAUCUUUUGCCUGAUAUUACUCAGUAUCGGAGACUUGUUGGUAGGCUGCUCUACUUGACUUUGUCACGUCCUGAUAUCACCUUUUGUGUUCAUAAGCUUAGCCAAUUCUUAUCCAAGCCAAGAACACCACACCUUGAUGUAGUACAUUACUUUCUGCGGUACCUGAAGGGCACACUAGGCCAAGGCAUUUUCUUAUCUUCCACAUCUUCAUUGAAGCUUCAUGCUUUUUCUGACGCUGACUGGGCCACUUGUCUCGACACACGCUGCUCCACAACAGGAUACUAUGUUUUUCUUGGUGAUUCCCUUGUGUCCUGGAAAUCUAAAAAACAGGGUACCGUGAGUAAAUCCUCAGCUGAAUCUGAGUAUCGCGCUUUGGCAGCAGUAGCAUCUGAACUUACCUGGUUGCAUUACUUGCUGAAUGAUUUUCAAGUCCAAACUGGUUCUACUGCUGUCUAUUGCGACAAUCUAGCUGCUAUUCAUAUAGCUUCUAACCCUCAAUUUCAUGAACGCACAAAGCACAUCGAACUCGAUUGCCAUUUUGUCAGAGAACAGGUUGAAGCGGGCCUAUUACGACUGGUUUCAGUUCGCACUCACCAACAACUCGCGGACAUUUUCACUAAGGCUCUGCCAUUACCCUCUUUUAGAAGUAUAUUAGGCAAGAUGGGAAUUCUCAAUAUUUACAUUCCAUCUUGAGGGGGAGUAAUACAUGUAAUUAUACACGUGUGAGUUAAAUUAAGCACGUGUUAUGUGUUAUUUAGAUUCAGUUAGAGGUAGUUAGUGUUUAGUUACAAUUAGUUACAGAGUUUGUUAGUGGUUUAGAGAGUUUGUUAGAGUUUUCUUAUGCUCUCAGCUUCUGUAUAUAAAGAACUUUGAUCAA